This is a messenger RNA of Phalacrocorax carbo (great cormorant), 5861 nucleotides long. NCBI's taxonomy places the organism in Eukaryota, Metazoa, Chordata, Aves, Suliformes, Phalacrocoracidae. The record is from RefSeq and is a predicted model, not a curated record.
AUGCCCGUCUUCCACACGCGCACCAUCGAGAGCAUCCUGGAGCCGGUGGCCCAGCAGAUCUCCCACCUGGUCAUCAUGCACGAGGAGGGGGAGGUGGACGGCAAGGCCAUCCCGGACCUCACCGCCCCCGUCUCGGCCGUGCAGGCCGCUGUCAGCAACCUGGUGCGGGUUGGGAAAGAGACUGUGCAGACAACGGAAGACCAGAUCUUGAAAAGGGACAUGCCACCAGCAUUUAUCAAAGUGGAGAACGCCUGCACCAAACUUGUUCGGGCAGCCCAGAUGCUGCAAGCAGAUCCGUACUCGGUACCAGCUCGUGACUAUCUAAUUGAUGGAUCAAGAGGCAUCCUUUCUGGAACGUCAGACUUACUGCUGACAUUUGACGAAGCGGAGGUCCGUAAAAUCAUCCGUGUCUGCAAAGGAAUAUUGGAAUAUCUGACUGUGGCGGAAGUAGUAGAGACUAUGGAGGAUUUGGUGACAUACACAAAGAAUCUAGGGCCAGGAAUGACAAAGAUGGCCAAAAUGAUUGAUGAGAGACAACAGGAAUUAACUCAUCAGGAACAUAGGGUUAUGCUGGUAAACUCCAUGAAUACUGUGAAGGAGCUAUUGCCAGUACUUAUUUCAGCUAUGAAGAUUUUCGUAACCACAAAAAAUUCUAAAAGCCAGGGAAUAGAAGAGGCAUUGAAAAAUCGCAAUUUCACAGUAGAGAAAAUGAGCGCUGAGAUAAAUGAAAUAAUCCGUGUAUUACAACUGACUUCCUGGGAUGAAGAUGCCUGGGCGAGCAAGGACACUGAAGCCAUGAAAAGAGCUUUAGCCUUAAUAGAUUCAAAGAUGAACCAGGCAAAAGGCUGGCUGAGAGAUCCAAAUGCACCUCCAGGGGAUGCUGGUGAGCAAGCAAUAAGGCAGAUUCUUGAUGAAGCUGGAAAAGCAGGAGAGCUGUGUGCCGGCAAAGAACGCAGAGAGAUUCUGGGAACAUGCAAGACGCUGGGCCAGAUGACUGAUCAGCUGGCUGACCUCAGAGCGAGAGGACAGGGUGCCACACCCGUGGCUAUGCAGAAAGCGCAGCAGGUGUCCCAGGGCCUGGAUUUGCUCACCGCCAAGGUGGAAAACGCAGCCCACAAAUUGGAGGCCAUGACAAACUCGAAGCAGGCAAUUGCAAAGAAGAUCGAUGCUGCUCAGAACUGGCUUGCGGAUCCGAAUGGGGGCAGUGAAGGAGAAGAGCAUAUUCGGGGAAUUAUGGCCGAAGCAAGGAAAGUUGCAGAAUUAUGUGAGGAGCCUAAAGAGAGAGAUGACAUCCUUCGUUCCUUGGGGGAAAUCUCUGCGUUGACAGCUAAGCUGUCAGAUCUGCGGCGACACGGGAAAGGUGACUCUCCCGAGGCCCGUGCAUUGGCUAAGCAAAUAGCUACAUCCCUUCAGAAUUUACAGUCCAAAACAAACAGGGCUGUAGCAAAUACCAGGCCCGUUAAAGCAGCUGUCCAUUUGGAGGGCAAGAUUGAGCAAGCUCAGAGGUGGAUAGACAAUCCUACAGUUGCUGAUCGGGGAGUAGGCCAGGCAGCAAUUCGGGGUCUGGUUGCAGAAGGUCGUCGUUUAGCCAAUGUCAUGAUGGGACCUUAUCGCCAAGACCUGCUUGCCAAAUGUGACCGUGUAGACCAGCUGGCUGCUCAGCUAGCAGACCUUGCGGCGAGAGGGGAGGGGGAAUCUCCCCAGGCCAGGGCAAUUGCUGCUCAGCUUCAGGACUCACUGAAGGACCUUAAAACACGGAUGCAAGAGGCGAUGACGCAAGAGGUUUCUGAUGUUUUUAGUGACACCACAACUCCUAUUAAAUUGUUAGCAGUAGCAGCCACUGCUCCUUCUGACGCUCCCAACAGAGAGGAGGUAUUUGAUGAAAGAGCAGCAAACUUUGAAAACCAUGCUGCCAGACUGGGAGCUACAGCAGAAAAAGCGGCUGCAGUUGGAACAGCGAAUAAAACUACUGUGGAGGGCAUUCAAGCAACAGUGAAAUCAGCAAGGGAACUUACCCCCCAGGUUGUAUCAGCUGCUCGUAUCCUCCUGAGAAAUCCUGGCAACCAAGCUGCUUAUGAACAUUUUGAGACCAUGAAAAACCAAUGGAUUGAUAAUGUAGAAAAAAUGACAGGGUUGGUGGAUGAAGCCAUUGAUACUAAAUCUCUGUUGGAUGCAUCAGAAGAGGCCAUUAAGAAAGAUCUUGAUAAAUGUAAAGUUGCGAUGGCCAAUAUUCAACCUCAGAUGCUGGUAGCUGGUGCCACCAGCAUUGCUAGACGGGCAAACCGCAUCCUACUGGUAGCAAAACGGGAGGUUGAAAAUUCAGAAGACCCUAAAUUCCGUGAGGCUGUCAAAGCAGCCUCUGAUGAGCUAAGCAAAACUAUAUCGCCAAUGGUAAUGGAUGCUAAAGCUGUUGCAGGGAACAUUUCUGAUCCUGGUUUGCAGAAGAGUUUCUUGGACUCAGGAUACAGAAUUCUGGGAGCUGUGGCCAAAGUCAGAGAAGCCUUCCAGCCUCAGGAACCAGAUUUUCCCCCUCCUCCUCCUGACCUUGAGCAGCUUCAUCUGACUGACGAGCUUGCUCCUCCAAAACCGCCACUUCCAGAAGGUGAGGUUCCCCCGCCCAGACCGCCACCACCUGAAGAAAAGGAUGAAGAGUUCCCAGAGCAGAAAGCAGGAGAAGCUAUUAAUCAGCCCAUGAUGAUGGCUGCUAGGCAGUUGCAUGAUGAAGCACGGAAAUGGUCCAGCAAGCCUGAUGUGACUGUGAUUAAUGAAGCGGCUGAGGCUGGUGUAGAUGUAGAGGAGGAUGAUGCAGAUGUUGAAUUCACUCUCCCCUCUGACAUUGAAGAUGAUUGCGAGCCUGAGCUGCUGUUAAUGCCAACCAAUCAGCCCGUUAACCAGCCCAUUCUGGCUGCUGCUCAGUCUCUCCAUCGGGAAGCAACCAAGUGGUCUAGUAAGGGGAACGACAUCAUCGCUGCUGCGAAACGAAUGGCGCUGCUGAUGGCAGAGAUGUCGCGCCUGGUGCGGGGCGGGAGCGGGAACAAGCGCGCGCUCAUUCAGUGCGCAAAGGAUAUUGCGAAGGCAUCGGAUGAGGUCACUCGAUUGGCCAAAGAGGUGGCAAAGCAGUGCACUGACAAGCGCAUUAGGACAAACCUCCUGCAGGUCUGUGAGCGAAUCCCAACCAUCAGUACGCAACUCAAAAUUCUUUCCACUGUCAAAGCUACCAUGCUGGGCAGAACCAAUAUCAGCGAUGAAGAGUCGGAACAGGCAACUGAGAUGUUGGUUCAUAACGCCCAGAAUCUCAUGCAGUCUGUGAAGGAAACUGUGAGAGAAGCUGAAGCAGCAUCCAUUAAGAUAAGAACAGAUGCUGGAUUCACUCUUCGCUGGGUCAGAAAGACCCCGUGGUAUCAGUAAAUACUUGCCACAUCGGUAUUGUUUCCUGUAACAUAAAAUGCCUUUUUUUGGAAACAGAAGAGAGAUGUUAACAGCGAAAGGUGCUGUAUACAUGAGCUCACGGGUAGCUUAUGCUAAUGCCCCAUUCUAAGGGUAUGAAUUACAAGAGAAUGCAUUUCAAAUGUCUUUGGAACCCGGUUGAUAUCGAACACCUCGAAAUUUCUUCCGACAGUAGACAGUUCUUAGCCUUUGUUUGCUUUUGAAGAUUCUCCUCAUGAAUCCUGUACUCCCAGAAGCACACAUUUAUGCACUGUAUAUUCCAGUAGUUCCCAUGUGAUGAUAUAAAACAUGGACCUCACUUUAAGCUUGUGUUGAGAGCCUAGGACACUAUUGGUUGCUUGGCAGAUUUUAGGGACAAUCAUUGAUAUAGAAACAUUAACUUCUCAGCAGGAUUUUAGCUGGCUGUUCUUAAACCAUGCAGAAAUGAUGGAAGGUGUGGGGUUUUUAAUUAAGGGCGGGGUGGGCAGAGCAGAACAGUUGUAAAUUGAUGAUUAAAGUUCCAUGUCCAAAACGGUAUUUUUUUUGCUCUUGAUUUUUGCCUGUCAACAGAACUUCUACAGAAACUGGAGCUGCCUUUGUCACCCUCCUGUCACCCUGUAGGCAGGAGCUCUCGUACUGUACUGAAAUGCUUUGCAGUGGUUGUUAGUGGCACGCUGUUGUUGACAGCUGGAGCCUUACAGCCGGAGACCUUAAAUCGUGGAACUCUCUCCUUCUUGCUCAGCUGAGCUGAGAAAGCCUGGUCCUCUUAAGCUAACUGCAUGCCCAGGACCAGAGAAUGCCUCGUGCUGGCUCUUCCCUCUUGAAACCCAAAUGAGCACAUACUAUUAUUAUUCUUUUCCUCCUCUUCCCUCCAUUUAAUGCUAUUCCAGCCUCUCAAGGUGGAAAUUAAAAGAUAAAAGAUGAAAUUAAAGAAGACCUUUUGCCUCGCUGCCCUUGUUCCCAACAAUGCAUAAGCUUUUUGAAGCCCAAGCACCGCAGGGACGUGAAGCCCUCGUUAGGCGGUCUGACGGCAACCCGCAAACGGGGGCUCCUCACGCGAACCGCACUGGGAUGUUUUUACUGGUUUUAAUGCUUAUAGUUUAGAGGCUCAAAAUCUUUUCAAGUUUUAGUAAUAGUGAAUUGAACAAAGUUUUACUGUGUUUUUAACAAAAACCCCAAAUAAAACCCCAAUAAAAAGCUAUAAAAUCCCCCAUGUCAAUUACAAAAAUAGACUUGGGAUGCUUUGAUCCUUUCAUAGUUGAACAUGCCUUCGUAUAUAUAUAAAUACAGAUAUAUAUAGAUUUUUUUUUCAUUUAAUUGCUCCGAAGCCUCUUUUGGCAUUUGACAGAAAGGAGAAUUAUCGUUAAAGCAUAAGCCUCUGUACAUUUGCAAGGAGCGCUUGCAGACUGCUGCCCAGGCCGGCGCUGGCCUCACGAUCCCCUUUUAAUUUGCUGAAAAUUGUUGCAUGAACAAACCACCUUUAACAGAAGUGCCCUUGUGGAAAAACUGCUCAGUCUUAACAGCCCCAGAGACACACAACGUAGUCAGCUGUGCUCUCCCUGUCUGCACCAGUUACUCUGCAGCUGGACUUUCUCCCCUCCGCUCCCCCUUCGUUGCACUGGUAUUGAAAAAGGGAAGUUAACGGAUGUGUAACGCUUCUGCCUCAAAGGGACCUCAGCGAGAGCGCGCGCGUUCGCCUUGGAUUCGCCCCUUGUGUCUGGCUAUCAUGAAGUACGUGGUACUUGAUCUUUCCAUCGUAUUCUCUUCCCGCAGUUACCUGCGGCAGGAGGAGGAGGGAAGGGGUGCCAGAGCCUUAACCUGAAUGUCUUGCGUUCAGUUGGUUUGUACCAGAUCUUUAACAGAACUUUAACGUAGUCAUUUCUAUUUAAUAGUGAAUAACACUGAAUAGGUAGGGGUUAUUUUUAAGGGGUUUUCUAAAUAGUCUUCCUGUAUCACUUCUCAAUGCUCCCCACGUUCCCCCCCCCGCCCCGUUCAGGCUUCUCUGUGAGAUUGUUUUCUUUUUUUUCUAGCAUCACUGUUUAGUUGCUUGACUGAUAUUAAUGCAAUAUUACUAAUGCCUUUAAUACAUAAUUGUUUAUGCCAAAGAUCACUUUCUGUUUACUGAGGAAUGUUUGCAGGAAACUGAUGAAUCAUGGUUGCCUUUGAUAUUCUUCCAGAAUGUGUUUGCUAUAAGUUCUUGAACUGUUUUGUAGAAGCUAAUACUUGUCCACCUUAUGCAGUUACUGCUUUUUUGAACACUAUUAGUCUUCAGACCUGAAAUGCAGCAAAAAUUUGAAAAAGACCAUGAAUGUCACUUAGAAAUGUUUUACCACUAUAAAACUUUGUUUAUAAACCAAAAUGUAUUGUAUAGUCUAACGUUUUCAGCCUUUCUUCGGUUCUGUUAAAACAAUAAAAAUGCAUUUGUACAAAUGUCA